UUUUUCUUGUUUUCUUUUUUUCCUAGUUAACUUUUUUUCUUUACAAUUUAUAUAUUGCAUAUUAUGUGUUGUUAGCUUCAUCAUUACAUCAAAGACCAAAAUGAUGCAUGUAGAGCUUCCGUGGGAAUUGGUAGAAGGCAUACUCUAUCGUCUUCCGCCUUUAUCUCUAAUCCGAUUCAAAAUUGUUUGCAAAAAAUGGAAAGCACUUUUUAAAAGCAAAUCAUUUCACAAUAACAACUUGGUUCGUAUCCGUCCUCACUUUCUCGUAUGGACCGAUUCUAAGAUGUAUUCAGUAAGCAUUAAUCUGAGCAAGGAUCCAAAUAUAGAGAUGCAUGAGUUAUCGUUAGAUAUUCCUUCUUUUCAUAAUAAUAACAUGACUACACGUUUUCUUCCUUGUGAUGGCUUAUUGUAUUGUGACUCGUUGUCAUGUGAAGCUGCGGUUUGGAACCCGUGGUUGAGACAAACUAGAUGGAUCGAGUCUCAGUACAAAGAUUUCACGUUUCGUGGCAUAGGAUACGAUAGUGGUAAACCUGAAAAAGAUUACUACAUCUUCGGUUCUACUGCUAUUUACACGUUGGAAACUAAUGAGUGGAAGCGCACGAAUGCAUAUCUUGGAAAAAUGUUCCCCACAUAUAAUGAUGUGUCUUUGAAUGGAAAUUUGUAUUGGGUUGUUCCCGAUCGGAAGGCUGAUGAGUAUUUUAUCCAAACUUUCGAUUUUUCGAAACAAAUAUAUAAAGUUUUUUGCGUUCUACCGUGGAAUAUGAUGAACUCUUCUUUUCCAGUCCUCUCAACUUUUAGAAAAGAUCGGCUUUCCCUGUUAAAAAAAAUGAACGGAACAAAUAAUAAUAUUGAGGUUUGGGUGACAAGAAACAAGAUUAAUAAUAACGAUGUGGAGCAUGUAACGUGGAUAAAGUUCAUGACAGUUUCGAUACCUAUUAGUACCAUCUGUCGUCCAAGUUUCUUUAUCGAUGAUGUUUACAAAAGGAGUCUCGUUAUGUGUUGUAAGGACAAAAAUGAAAAGCUUUGCAUUUAUAUUGUGAGGGGUAAUGUGUUAACGAAUAUUCAAAUGGACGUUGAUGCUAAAUGUGCUAUUAAUCAUUGUUCCUAUGUUCCCAGUUUGAUCCCUAUUCCUCCUCUAUAGAGUCCAGAUUUUCAAGAACUCAAGUUUUAGUGUUUAUUAUUUUGGAUUACUUGUACUUUUUUUC
Capsella rubella is the source of this 1205-nucleotide messenger RNA. RefSeq names its product putative F-box/kelch-repeat protein At1g12170. The coding region runs from base 101 to 1141 and encodes 346 amino acids. Lineage: Eukaryota; Viridiplantae; Streptophyta; Magnoliopsida; Brassicales; Brassicaceae. The record is from RefSeq and is a predicted model, not a curated record. The transcript has a single exon. Gene Ontology annotation, molecular function: protein binding.